AUGGUUCGAGUAAAUAACCCGAUUACCACCCAGGAGGGUGUAAAAACACCUCAUCGGAUUGAGCUCUGCGAAGAGAAACCAGUAAAACCAGCACGUAAUUAUAGGAAACGCAGAAUCAUUGCCCCUGAAUGUUUAAAGACUGAGAACGAAGAGCAAGACUCUGAGCCACCAAUUAAGAAAACAGAAUUAAAAUCUAAACCAUUGAAAGCAUCAAAUGGUUUUACAAACAUGACAAAUGGAAACUUGGCAAAGUCUAGAGCGGCCAGAGCUGCAGCCCGAGCGGCUGACAGCCACAAAAUUACUGAAUAUUUCAAGGAAGAAAUCAAAAGCCCUAAAGUGGAAGCACCUCCUCAGCCUCCACCCACAAUAGAAAAAAGUGUUAAAGUAGAAACUAAAUCAAAUGGAAACAAUAAUAACCAAAAAUUAACUGAACAUUUCCCGGUGAGGAAAAGUGUGAGGAAGACUUCUAAAUGUGUGAUGGCUGAAAAAAUGAGGGAUUUGGAAAGGGCAGUGCGAGAACAGAGGGAAGACGGGCUUCAGGUGGCAUACUUCGACGGCAAGGGCCGCGGCGUGGUCGCGACGCGCGCGUUCGGUCGCGGCCAGUACGUGGUGGAGUACGCGGGUGAGCUGGUCGGCCUCGCGGAGGCGCGCGAGAGGGAACGCAAGUACGCGCAGGACCCCAGCGCUGGCUGUUACAUGUAUUAUUUUAGACUUCAAGAUCAGCAGUAUUGUAUCGACGCGACGUCCGAGUCUGGUCGCCUGGGCCGGCUAGUGAACCACUCGCGCAGCGGCAACCUGCUGACCAAGGCGCUGUGGGUGGACGGGCCGCGCCUCGUGCUGCUGGCGGCGCACGACAUCGCGCCCGGCGACGAGCUCACCUACGACUACGGGGACCGCUCGCGGGAGUCGCUGCGGCACCACCCCUGGCUCGCGCUA
Molecule: messenger RNA, 936 nt
Organism: Brenthis ino (lesser marbled fritillary)
Lineage: Eukaryota; Metazoa; Arthropoda; Insecta; Lepidoptera; Nymphalidae
Source: the annotation of a GenBank genome assembly